UUGACAGUUGACAGAUGAUGCGCGGUGACGCUUUACCGAAGAAUCUUGGUUGUUAUUGUUUUUGUGACUUUUCUUAUUAUCUAGUGAAUAAGAAAUCGCUGAACAAGAAAAAAUAAAUAAUACAUACAAAUACCUUCCGAUACAUCUAAGAGUUCCAAAAUAUACCUGGCGACUAACCUCCAAAAUGCCUUACGCGAAUCAACCUUCUGUACACAUUACAGAAUUAACUGAUGAUAAUGUGAAAUAUGUUGUUGAAGACACCGAAUUAAGCGUAGCAAACAGCAUGCGUCGCGUGUUUAUUGCUGAAACACCAACAAUGGCCAUCGAUUGGGUUCAGUUGGAAGCAAACUCUACAGUUCUCAGUGACGAAUUCCUCGCUCACCGUAUUGGUCUCAUUCCCCUCAUAUCCGAUGAAGUCGUAGACAAAAUUCGUUAUUCCAGAGAUUGCAUGUGCGUCGACUUCUGUACAGAGUGCAGCGUCGAAUUUACUCUGGAUGUGAAGUGCACUGAUGACCAAACCAGACACGUGACGACUGCUGACUUGAAGUCGAGUGACCCACGAGUAGUGCCUGCCACGUCUCGCCACCGGGAUGAAGAUCAAGCAGACUAUGGAGAGGCAGAUGAGAUUUUGAUUAUCAAGCUCCGAAAAGGCCAAGAGUUAAAGCUGAAGGCCUAUGCAAAGAAAGGCUUUGGAAAGGAACAUGCUAAAUGGAAUCCUACUGCUGGUGUUUCAUUCGAGUAUGACCCAGAUAAUAUCAUGAGGCACACUCUGUACCCCAAACCAGAUGAAUGGCCUAAGAGUGAACACACAGAACUUGAUGAAGAUCAGUAUGAAGCAGAAUUCAACUGGGAAGCCAAACCUAACAAAUUUUUCUACAAUGUUGAAUCAUCAGGAUCUUUGAAACCUGAGAAUAUUGUCCUAAUGGGUAUUGUAGUUCUAAAAAAUAAGUUGUUAAAUCUCCAAAUGCAACUAGCUCAAGAGGCACAAAAUGAUGCUUUAGCUAUUAAUUAAAUUUAAGGACAGUAAACAAUAAAUAUGAAUUAAAUCUAA
Ostrinia nubilalis (European corn borer) is the source of this 1051-nucleotide messenger RNA. RefSeq names its product DNA-directed RNA polymerase II subunit RPB3 (gene RpII33). The record is from RefSeq and is a predicted model, not a curated record. The coding region runs from base 185 to 1012 and encodes 275 amino acids. The transcript has a single exon. Gene Ontology annotation, cellular component: RNA polymerase II, core complex. Gene Ontology annotation, molecular function: protein dimerization activity; DNA binding. Gene Ontology annotation, biological process: DNA-templated transcription. NCBI's taxonomy places the organism in Eukaryota, Metazoa, Arthropoda, Insecta, Lepidoptera, Crambidae.